Blepharisma stoltei is the source of this 354-nucleotide messenger RNA. The record is from the annotation of a GenBank genome assembly. Lineage: Eukaryota; Ciliophora; Heterotrichea; Heterotrichida; Blepharismidae.
AUGGAAUGCUGAAAGCAAGGAUGCAAAAAUAAAGUUAAAGUUUUCUGCAAAUGUGUGGAUCCUCCCCUUUGCUCUUGUGAAAUUCACAUGUACAAGCAUCAUAAAGCUGCUUCGAUUAAUAAACACGAGUUUGAACAAUUAAACUUGGAACCAAAUCAAAAAUAUAAGGAAGCCCUAAUUGAAGAGCUGCAUAAAUUAUCAAAAGAAUUGCUUGAUAUAUAGCCCCUGUAUUUUAAUCAAUCAUUAUUAGCAACCUAUUUUAAUUUUUAAAUUAAAUUUGUCUAGCCAAUUUUUUUAAAUUAAUUUGUUUUUGCCAAUUUUUGAAGGAAAAUCCUCAUAUAAGCUAUAAAAUAA